Actinia tenebrosa (Australian red waratah sea anemone) is the source of this 3585-nucleotide messenger RNA. RefSeq names its product chaperone Ric-8A. The record is from RefSeq and is a predicted model, not a curated record. Gene Ontology annotation, cellular component: cytoplasm. Gene Ontology annotation, molecular function: G-protein alpha-subunit binding; guanyl-nucleotide exchange factor activity. Lineage: Eukaryota; Metazoa; Cnidaria; Anthozoa; Actiniaria; Actiniidae. Gene Ontology annotation, biological process: G protein-coupled receptor signaling pathway.
GGGAGACAUGUUUUGAAGCAAAGUAGAAGACAGAAGCAAUACCCAAAGAUGGAGGCUUGCUUGGAUAUUUUAAAAUCAUCCAAAAACGAAGCAGAUGCCAUAAAAGAAUUAAAAAAUUUCAACGAGGACUUCAAGUCGACGUUCUCUUUCGAUCAAAUUGWCCUUUCUCUGCGAAGGGAAUUCAUAGACGUCAUUUUGAAGGAACUUGUUCAAAGAAAUGGUUGUCAAGAGUUUCAGGUGCAAGCUCUUUGCGCUCUUCGAAUUUUGAGUCGAGAUAAAAAUGGUUUAGGGUUGCUAACUUCGGAAGAGUCGUGUAAGACCCUGUUUACAUUAAGCGGACUUCACAUAGAGCCAGAGAAAGAUCAAGAGGAUCUGAAAAGUGGUGRAAAUGGAGAGCAAUCAGUCGAAGGUGCCGCGGCCAAAGAUGUAGCGAGCUGUAAGUUGGGCAACGCCGAAUUCGAUCAGGGAGGGCGAGAAAUCAUGGAUCUUGAGGCUGUCAAGGAGAGCACUGAAGUCGUCAAAGAGGCGCUGAAAUGUUUAUGUAAUAUCAUAUUUCAAAGUAAAAUAGCGCGGGAUUACUGUGUACAGUACCACAUCACAGAAGCACUUGUCAAAAGAACCAAAAAUUGGUUCCUCAAUCAGGAAUUCCCCUCAGAUGUGAAAUACUUCGAUCUGAGAAUGCUAUUUCUGCUGACUGCGUAUGAGUCAUCAGAACGUCUUUCUGUGGUGAACAGUAAUGGCAUCUGUGUUCUUACGCACUGUUUGGAUGCGAAUGUACCUGGACAGACAGACAGGGACAGGGUACAUGCCACAGGUGCAAGGGAUGGAUGUGGAGAAGUUGAACAAGAGGCACUUGACAAGAUGAGUGUUUUGCAAAGGUUUAUGAUGGAGAAGACCCCAACCAGCUAUGACAUGGGAGAAGAUCAGACAAGACUUGUUACUGAAAUAUUGAAGGUUCUUUUUAAUGUUUCCAUGGCUGUACCAAAAGAACUGGACAAUGAUACCUUGGAACACUAUGAAAGGAUUGCACUCAUCGUCUGCAGUAUUUUUGCCCAUAACAGAAAAGUUGUCCAUGGCUCAGAAAGUGUUCACAAUCAGGCCAUCAACAUCCUAAGCUGUUUGCCAAAGAAAGCCUUGAAGUAUAUGUUUUGGAAAGUUCCUAAGCUGAUAAGUCGAGCAUUUAAAGCUCAGUAUGAACUGAAUAUAAUCACUCCACAGUUCAGGACACAUUACAUGUGUUACAACAUGUAUACUAUCCAUGCCAUCCUGACCAUCCUUGAUCAGCGUCUAACCGACAAGGAUGAACAUGACUCUCUCAUCUCAAUCCUAAGUGCCCUUUGCYGUGCAUCAAGGGGUAAUAGGGUCAUCAGGAAGUAUCUUAAGCUGGAGAUCCUCCCACCACUCGGCAAGGUCACCCAUAAAAGGCCAGAGGAAGGCAACAAAAUACGGAACAAGCUGGUGAAAUUGAUGACAUCUCCCAUCACAGAUCUUGGUGACCUUGCGGCAGAAUUUCUAUUUUUCUUGUGUAAAGAGAAUGCCGACAGACUGAUUAAGUACACAGGUUAUGGUAAUGCUGCUGGUCUCUUGGCCAGGAGGGGACUAUGUGGUAGGAGUGAAGGAGGAGAUUACUCCUCAGAAGAUGAAGAUUCUGACACUGAGGAGUACUUAGAUGUUAAAGAUCAGAUUGACCCUGUACUGGGUGCAAUACCCUUUGAAAGACCAAAUCCACUGGAUUCAAUGUCAGAGGAAGAGAAAGAAGAAGAGGCUGAAAAGCUGCGAAACUUGAUUAUAGAGCUGAAUAACCUUGGGGUUAUAAAGACUGCGAGGGUGGGGGAGGAUGGACGACCAGUGAUGACAGAUGGAGCAGAAGGAGAAGAAACUGCGACAUGUAUCUUUUCAGAUAAAGGCAACUCUACUCAGUAGACCCUUUAUGAGAUAAUAGUGGGUGAUUAAUUAACUCAUGAACAAUUAUUAACUUAUUGUGCUAAGUAAUACUGUUUCAGCAAUGGAAAAUGAAGGAUUUCACACUAUAUUAUAACUUUAAUCAAAAUUUUCAUGGGUUAAUUGUCUUACACUCUAUGGAUACCCUCUAGCUUGGGUGUAAUGUUAUCCCAUUCCAAACCACAUGUCAUUCUCUAGAAAUAUAUAAUUUUUUGUUUCACAGUGGAGCAUGAAAAGACAAACAAAUAUAUAUACAACUCAAUGAAGUUUAUAUUCUCAGGAGAAGGAUAAUGUGGUCUGGAAUGGGAUUAAGUCCAAGCUGAAAAGGUCUAUAAAAGUAUGUUCAAAAAACUGGUUUCCUCUAGAUUAUGUACUUCAUAAAAAUCUACUUAUAAUUGAACAUGCUUUAUUAGUAAAUUAACCGUUUUACAGUCAAACUAAGAAAACCAUGAACACCUUAAAUAUGUCUGUAAUAUUAAACAUUCUGUUCUGAACAAUCACAGGCAACAGUUAAUUAGAAAUGAAUUCAUUCCGGCAGAUGAUUGGUCAGAACACGAUGUUUGAUAUUCCAGACAUAUUUUAGGUGUUCACGGUUUUCUUAAUUUUAAAGUAAAGCAGCUUUAAUCAUACAUCCGUCCAUAUCCCUUGGUAGAGGGCCUCAGGAAAUCCUGGGACGGAGGGGAUAAGGAUGUAAAUGGGUCACAUGGAAAACCUAUGGAGGGAAGGGUAAAUGAAAUGACACUCCUAGCAGUCAUUUAGUGAAUGACGAUUCAUUGCCCAAGAAACCUGUUUCUCAUUGCCAUUUUAGUUACAUUCCAGGAAAAAUGUUGUUUAACAGUUAGACUCAGAGGCCAAAUGGGAUAUUGAAUCAUUAAACAUGAGGGCGAAAGGUCAAAUUGUUUUGGUUUAAACCUACUAAUAGGUCAAAUAAGUGGAUACAAGCAAUUUUGGAAUUAGGUUGAAAAUGCUAGCAAGCAGCCAUUGUUUUGUUUCAUACCCUUUUUGCUACUAAUAGAUCAGUAGUAGCUCAGCCAAUCCGAGUGCAGGAUUUGUGAUAGACCAUUAGUAGGUUUAAACUAACUGUUAAUUAUAUAUUAAAAGAAAUAUCCAUAAUAAGAAUAUGAACUAUACAUGACAAGAAUGCUAGGUAACAUCUACCUUGGAUUCUAGGCUUCUUCAGUGAUCUUAGUCAUAAUAGAGAGUUUUAGAUUUACGUUCAGGGCAAACAUGAAACAUCAGUUGACCAGUAAAAAAUUAUUUUAUAUUACUGAAAAAGAAUCGCAAAAAAGUCCAAGUAGUAGAAAAACAAAAGAGUAUUUGCGCUUGGUGAGAAGGUUUGUAAGAGGUAAAGUAAAAUACAGGAAAACUAUGAAAAUGUGGUCACGUUUGCCAUUUGUGGGGAGAAAAAAAGUCAAUCUAAAACUCUCUAAUGUUUUGUUCUCACAAAAAUKAAACCUAACACCACAAAGUACUGGUGGAAGAGAGUCUUUGGCACCCAUGGUAACAGUUAUCUAACAUUAAGAGCUUAAUCAUUAAAGAAUUUAUCGAAAUAUUAUUUAUCACUUAUCACUGGUGCAUAUGAUAAAAGAUAAUAAUUUUAUCUCGGUUAUUGUGUAAGGAAUAAAAGCGUACUGCAAGUAAAAA